AUGAUUCAAAGGUCGUCGAGAGCAAAACGCUUAAUAGAGGAAGGACAGUAAAAUCUCUCUCUGAAAAAGUUGGUCAAAUUUUCACAUUAUGAAACAAUUUUCAAGUUUGUUUUCUUUCUUGUCAUAAUUGUUAUCUCCCUAUAUAGUUUCGAUAUCAUCUAAUUUUAGCAAUUCCUUCAAGAAAAGAAUUUUCGAAGAUUCGAUUGGAAAGACAUCAAAUGGCUUUUUAUUGGACUGAUUCUGAUACAUAUUACGAAAGAGAUAAAUAGGAUGCUUGCCAUUGGCUAUGUUGAAAGAAGGUUAGAUCCAAAAUAUGUAGGAACUGAUCGAUAAUUACGAGUAUAAAAAAUUGUCAAAUGGAUUUAUGACACUGUGUAUUACAGCAGUGCUACUCUCUUCGCAUUCAUCACAUUUCGAAAUGAAAAAUGGUUCCCAACCGAAUUUGGUGGAACUAAUUUUAAAGAGACUUUAUAUGAUUUUCCUAAUAUCCCAGAUAAUCCUUGGGUUCCUGUGUAUUAUAUGGUUCAGGCCUCAAGUCAUGUGCAUGCCUUAUUGUUACUCAUGGUUUAUGGUACAAAAAUAGAACUGAAGUAUUGGGAAUAUUUAUUACACCAUUCACUUGCUGUUAGUUUACUUUACUUUUCAACAAUGUAUAAUUGUGAGAAUAUUGGAAUUGUGGUUCUACUACUCCACGAUAUCAGUGACAUAUUCUUGGCCUUGGGAAGAGCAUAUGGGGAUCUUGGAAAGAACAAGAUUUUAGUCUACCUUGGAUUCUCCUCGAUAUAAAUCUCUUGGUUGUACACAAGAGUCUAUGUGUUCCCAUUAAAGAUUUACGAUUGCAUAUUGAACCAUCCAUAAUUCUUGCCUUAUUGGGAUAGAACAAAACACGCCUAUUACAAUCAAAUUGGACUGAUGGUAUUACUCUUCGGAAUGCAUGUUUAUUGGACAAUAUUUAUGGUGAAAGUAGGAUUGGGCAUCUUCUCAUCUGGUCGUUAUAAGAAUAUUUAUGAUAAUAGAGAAAAUAAGUUAGAUCACAAGAAAGAAAAUUGAAAUAUAAUAUUAUCAAUUCUUGAUUUUCAAUAUUAAAUUAA
Messenger RNA from Paramecium tetraurelia, 1091 nucleotides. RefSeq lists its product as uncharacterized. Gene Ontology annotation, biological process: ceramide biosynthetic process. Gene Ontology annotation, molecular function: sphingosine N-acyltransferase activity. The transcript has 5 exons. The record is from RefSeq and is a predicted model, not a curated record. Gene Ontology annotation, cellular component: membrane; endoplasmic reticulum. NCBI's taxonomy places the organism in Eukaryota, Ciliophora, Oligohymenophorea, Peniculida, Parameciidae.